This is a messenger RNA of Chroicocephalus ridibundus (black-headed gull), 518 nucleotides long. RefSeq names its product basic phospholipase A2 daboxin P-like. The transcript has 5 exons. Gene Ontology annotation, biological process: negative regulation of T cell proliferation; lipid catabolic process; arachidonate secretion. Lineage: Eukaryota; Metazoa; Chordata; Aves; Charadriiformes; Laridae. The record is from RefSeq and is a predicted model, not a curated record. The coding region runs from base 102 to 518 and encodes 138 amino acids. Gene Ontology annotation, molecular function: calcium ion binding; phospholipid binding.
ACGAGCAUCCAGCAGCAGAGAGCAAAGCCUAUAUAAAGAAAGCCCUACCGGCUGCAGGGCUCUGCAAGGAAGCAGUGGCUUUCCCGAGGGCUGUCGAAAAGAUGAACUCUCUCCUCACCUUUGCCGUGCUGUUUGCCUGGGGCUUGUCCCCGGCUCACGGGAGCCUCUGGGAGCUGCAGAAGGUGAUCACGAAGGCAACGGGGAAAAACGCCUUGCUGUAUUACUCCUUCUACGGCUGCUACUGCGGCUUUGGGGGCAAGGGGCAGCCCAAGGAUGCCACAGACAGGUGCUGCCAGCUGCAUGAUACCUGCUACAACAACCUCCUGAGCUACCGCUGCAAUGCCAAGAUGCAGCGCUACCACUACAGCUGGCACGGCAACAGCCCCUCCUGCAGCCAGGGCUCCAGGUGCUCCCAGCUCUCCUGCGAGUGCGACCGCAGCCUGGUGCUCUGCCUGAAGCGAAGCAAAGGAAGCUACAGCAAACGCUACCUCUUCUACCCCAAGUACCGGUGCCGCUGA